CCCUCCCGUGACGUCACUUCCGGGGCGGCCCCGGGCGGGGCCCGCGCGGGCGCCGCUGUCCUGAGCUGUCUUGGCUCGGCCGGCGGACACGUCCUCGCGCCGGGCAGCGGGCGCUUCCCCGCCGUCCGAGGGCCGCCGGGCCGCCGCGGGCCUGCCGCGCCUGGAUGCACCUGUUUGCAGAGUGGAGCGUCUGCCUUCGUCCCACCUGUGCACGAAGCAUGCCAUGGCCCAGGGGCGCACCUCCUGCAGAGCCAGACCUCACCUGGCCCGCCCCCAGUGCCCAGCCCGCAGCUCCCCGACGAGGAAGAUGGCCCAGCCCAGGAGUGCGCCCUGAGCGGCCGCCUCUGGUUCCCUGGCCGGGCAGGAGGGAGCCGUCACCAGUGUGAGCAGCCGGCCGGCCCGGCCCGUCCGCAAGAUGUGGGCAGCCCUCGUGCUCCUCUGCAUUUCCUCCUUGUCCUUGUCUGAAAGCCGGGUGGCGUCCCCCGAGGCACGGCCCCUCAUCCCUCAUGGCACAUGGAACAAACUGGUCAAACGAGAUGCAUCAGUGGAAACAGCUCCAGGGACCGAGAGUAAAACGCCGGCGCUGGCGCUAACCAGCACGCAGACGCCGGGGACCGUGGUGACCGGCCAUGCCUCCACGGCCGUCACGGCAGAGACGACAAACAGCACAACACACACGGCCCCGGCCACUGUGCAGCGGACGACGGGCGGGGCGGCCUCCCGAGCACCCUCGUCGCCCACCUCGGCUGUCCCCACAACCACCGCUGGGCUUCUGCCCCCCAGCACGUCUCAUGCCCAGGUGCCCGGCAGCAGCUCUGUGCCAAGAACGGCCACAUCGGCAGCACCAGCCACAAGUGCCCACACCACUGCCGUGACCACUGUGCACACAAGCAGUCCCACGGGCACCCACGGUCCUUCCGAGCACACCCCCGGGAACGCCACGGCCAGCCCCGCACCCACCACGGGUCCCCAAGCACAAGGCCCCACUGUGCAGGUGCCAACACACCCGCCUGUGGUUAGCACGGUACAUGGGCCCACGCCCACCCCCUCGCCCACAACCCUGGAGCCCAACACCUCUACCCCCACCCCCAGCCCCUCCCCCUCCCCCAGGCCCUCCCCCACUAUGGCUUCCACAUCGUCCACAGCAGUGACCACCACCAAGCCACCAGCUGAGGAGCCGACCACCAACUCGGGGCCAGCGCCUCCCACCCACCUGAGCCCUCAGGUGCACACCACAUCCCCUACGACACAGCCAAGCCCUGCCUCGCCCACUGGGGCGGCCAGCAGCCCGGGCACUGUCCAGACGCCAGAGCAGGUGGGGACCAGGGCCACGACCGGCUCUGCCUCCACCGGGCUGACACCCAGGAGCUCAGGGGACUCGCCGACACCAGCCACAGACUCGUGCCCGCCCAGCACCCAGGGCCGGUACCUGGUGGUCACCACCAAGGCCCUGAGCCCUUCCCCGGUGAACAGAACCUUCCUGGUGGCGGUGCUCGUGCUGGGGGUGACGCUGUUCCUCACGGUCCUGGUUCUGUUCGCCCUGCAAGCCUACGAGAGCUACAGGAAGAAGGACUACACGCAGGUGGACUACCUGAUCAACGGCAUGUACGCAGACUCGGAGAUGUGAGGCCCGGCCCCCUGCCACGCCCGGUGCUUCCAGACCUGGGGUGGGGUCUGGGGAUGACGUCAGAUGUGAGACCCGGUCCCCCCACCACGUCCAGUGCUUCCAAACCAGGUGGGGUCUAGGAAUAAUGCCAGAUACAAGGCCCAGCCCCCGGUCACUCCCAGUGCUCCCAGACCUGGGAUGGGGUCUAAGGAUGACGUCAUACGAGGCCCAGUCCCCCCAGCCACACCCACUGCUUCCAGACCUGGGGUGCGGUCUAGGGAUGAUGUCAUAGGAGGCCCAGUCCCCCGGCCACGCCCGGUGCUUCCAGACCUGGGGUGCGGUCUAGGAAUAACGCCAGAUGCAUAAACAUUUACAUGCUAUCAGAUUAACUCCCUGAUCACGGAAGACUGCAGCUUUUUUCAUAUUUAUUUUUGUAAACAGUCGUGGCGCCCGGCACCGUGGGCAGGGCCCUGGCCCCUGGCUGUGGUGCGUGGGAUCCUGAUUAAAGCAAUGGCCGCUCUG
This is a messenger RNA of Oryctolagus cuniculus (rabbit), 2128 nucleotides long. RefSeq names its product chromosome 1 C11orf24 homolog (gene C1H11orf24). Gene Ontology annotation, cellular component: Golgi apparatus. NCBI's taxonomy places the organism in Eukaryota, Metazoa, Chordata, Mammalia, Lagomorpha, Leporidae. The record is from RefSeq and is a predicted model, not a curated record.